AGCAUUAACUAUGGUGGCGGGUUAAAAAAACUGCACAAUCAAAACCUUUGAAAUUCAUCUACAAAAUGUUGGUAAACAGCGAUGCGGGAAAUUAGACACAUUGUUCUAGGCUACCUCUCCGAUGCCAUCGGUCAAUCAUUUUUUAUCUCAAAUGCCCGUGCUGGUUGUACCCACCUGAACAUGAGACGUUGUCACCUAGCCGCACGGGCCGAGGGUUAGGUCUGCCAAGGCGUCCCUGGCCGGCUGCUCGCCUGAGCGCUCCGCGGGGCGGUGACACGGCAGCGGGCCCGGCGACAUGUCCACGGCUCAGAUCUCGGCUCUGGUGUUCGGGGUCGGAGGGUUCGGCGCUCUCGUCGCUGCCACCACGUCCAACGAGUGGAAAGUGACCACGCGGGCGUCCUCGGUGAUAACCGCCACGUGGGUUUACCAGGGGCUGUGGAUGAACUGCGCAGGGAACGCGUUGGGUUCGUUCCACUGCCGACCGCAUUUCACCAUCUUCAAAGUGGAAGGUUACAUCCAGGCAUGUAGAGGGCUUAUGAUCGCUGCUGUCAGCCUGGGCUUCUUUGGUUCCAUAUUUGCACUCUUGGGAAUGAAGUGUACCAAAGUUGGAGGUUCAGAGAAAUCCAAAGCUAAAAUCGCUUGUUUGGCUGGAAUUGUAUUCAUACUGUCAGGGCUGUGCUCAAUGACCGGCUGUUCCCUGUAUGCAAACAAGAUCACAACAGAAUUCUUCGAUCCUCUCUUUGUGGAGCAAAAGUACGAACUGGGAGCUGCUCUGUUUAUUGGAUGGGCAGGAGCCUCUCUCUGCAUCAUUGGCGGUGUGAUAUUUUGCUUCUCAAUAUCUGACAACAACAAAACGCCCAGAAUGGUAUACACAUACAACGGGGCUACAUCGGUCAUGUCUUCUCGGACAAAGUAUCAUGGCGGAGAAGGAGAUUUUAAAACCACCAGCCCUUCAAAACAGUUCGAUAAAAAUGCUUAUGUUUGAAGAGCUCUGCUGGCAAGCUGUGUCUUGAGUUUGAUCCCAUCAAAGACCCUCCUAUAAUUAACGAUCAAACUAUUUUUAAAAUAUGAAUUUGAAGAAUGUGUUGAUUGUAUGGAUGUAAAUGUUCUUACAUGGUCAUGUACUAAUCAUUUUGUUAUGGGUUUCUAUAAAAAAAAACAGGUUAUUUACAGGAUUUGUCCAUUUCGUACAUUUACAGGAUGUGUAAAAGCAUUUGAUACCAAAGGUUCAAGAGGUAUUCGUAAUAUAUCCUUUUUGAUCAUUCAUACUUUGAGAUAUUUGAUCCCAUUUCUUGUUUCAUUCAUAUAUUAAACAGGAAGUAUAUAAAGAACGGUGUCUUCUAAACACUGUGGGGCCAAUCUGAGACUGUUCCUCACAAGACGUCCAAGUUAAAUACACAAGUUAUUGGCAGCUGCAUCGAGCUGCCUUCUAGUUUCUUGCGCCCAUUUGUCACACCUGUCAUUUAUUGUUAUGGCUCAAGGAAGGGCCAGUGAGGACAAAGUGUUAUUGCCCUUUCUGUGCCACAUCCACCUUUAAGUAACUGCCCAGUCUUCUCUGAAACAGCAGGGUUUUAGCAGCUCAGCUGCGGCCACCAGCUGGGGUGAACUCUAAAAGCAACAAAGGAAGUCCCAGAGCCAGCAUGGCACCUGCCUCACUCAGAACUGAUGGGCUGUGUCUUACAGGUUCUGUUAGGGAACCAACUGGGAAUUGAGAGAUUUGCCAUUUUUCAAGACAUGUGAGUUGCUCCAACAAGGACAUCAAUGCCAAAGGCCAGGUCUAAAUAUAAUAUGCCCACAAGGGCAGCGGUCAUCACCAUGAACACAAAGCUUACAUGCCCUACCUAACCCCUCAGGCUUCCCUAUGCAGCAUGUACUUUUCUUAUCCUGCAUUUACAGAGAAGGAAAUUAGAGCAGAGUUUGAGAAACUUGUCACAGUAGUGACAGAACAGGACUUAGAGCUGGGACAGUCCAGGGGGAAAUACAGAAUUAGAACUGGUGAGAGCUGGAAGCAGCUCAGUUGUAGCAUACAGGAGUCCCCGAGACCUAUUAUCCUCCAUCCCCAGCAUGGGGACAUAGCAAGGGGGCUGGGGACACAGCUCUGCGUACCUGUGUUAUCUGGAGGAGGUUGUCCACUAUGAAUUGAAACAGGUGAAUAAAUUAUUUCCCUGGUGUGAAAGCCUUAAAAGGGAAAAAAAAUCACGUUGUUUGGAGGUGUUGAAUGGAAAGAAAAGGAAAUGAACAAGUUUGUUUAAAUUUCCAUACUAGUUAGUGCCACGUUAGCAAAGUACUUGAAAUAUCUUUCUCCAGAAAGACAUAAAGGUAGGAUAGGUGCUUGUGGCUAGUGUGCAGACAGGACUAUGUAAGUGUGCAUUUAAAAUAAUUUUUUUUUACUUACAGUGGAGCUGGUAAAAAUGUACUGAAAAAUUUCAGGAGGAGGGAGGAUGAAGGUAUGGAAAAAUUCUGCAAGUAAACAGAAACAUGUUAGCUGGCUCACAGGAGGGGCCCUAGAAGGUAAUGGUCCAAAGGAAAAGGAACAAACCAAAUGCCAAAAAAAAAAUGCUAUGGCUAGACAGAUAAAAGAUUGGCUUUUGUGACACAAACACAUUGACUUAAUUUAAAUAUUGGGAUUAGUUUUUAGCAGGAGCAGACAUUUUCCACAGCCUGUCUGCUCAAGACCAAGACAGAACUUGGAAGGUGCUUGGUUUAUAGACUGCUCUUGUCACUUUCUGGUUGUAUAUAGGGCCUUUGGUAAGUUACUUAAUAACUUUGUUUCUCAUAUCUUUAAAAUGAGGGUCAUAAAACAGCCACCUCUCACAGUAGUUCUAAUUAAGUGAACUAAUGUGGUUUAAAAGCAAAAACAAACCCAAACCAAGUGGCUCAAUAAGUAUUUGCUGCAGAAAUGAUUGUGUGAACGAAACAAGGCAUGGCUACCUCAGGCUCACUGAAUGUGUAAGUUGCCUAGCUCUGUGUUUCCUAGUGAAACUGAUUCAUCAUUUAGUAAAAGAUUUUAGAAACAGAAUGAGUGUAUCUGCAUUAAAAUGUUCUUGCAGGAAGUUGGGGAAUGUUUACAAAUUUAGAAUAGGUACAAGUGAAAGGUUCCCUGGGGAGAUAGAAACAGGUUUAUUCUGAAGCCAGGAUGUUAUGUGGCUACCACAGCAAGCCCCUCCUCUAGUUAAAACCUCACAAAAGUAUCCUGGGCCUGGAUGUACCUCAGUGGCACAGCGCCUGCCUAGCAAACACAAGGUCCUGAGUUCGAUCCCCGCCCCACUAAAAGUAUAUAUCCAGCUGUGUGUAUAGUGGUGUGUGCCUGUAAUCCCAGCACUCAGGAGGCUGAGGCAGGAGGAUCACCAUGAGUUCAAGGCCAGCCUGAACUUCAUAGCAAGACCCUGUCUCCAAGAAAAGUAUAAAUUCAACUUAGA
Molecule: messenger RNA, 3419 nt
Organism: Fukomys damarensis (Damara mole-rat)
Lineage: Eukaryota; Metazoa; Chordata; Mammalia; Rodentia; Bathyergidae
Gene: Cldn10
Product: claudin 10
Exons: 5
Coding region: 296-985 (229 amino acids)
Biological process (GO): cell adhesion; bicellular tight junction assembly
Cellular component (GO): bicellular tight junction; plasma membrane
Molecular function (GO): structural molecule activity
Source: RefSeq, a predicted model, not a curated record